This is a messenger RNA of Onthophagus taurus, 1599 nucleotides long. RefSeq names its product vismay (gene Vis). The record is from RefSeq and is a predicted model, not a curated record. Gene Ontology annotation, molecular function: DNA binding. Gene Ontology annotation, biological process: regulation of DNA-templated transcription. Lineage: Eukaryota; Metazoa; Arthropoda; Insecta; Coleoptera; Scarabaeidae.
UUAGAAGCGUCGGUCCGCCGAAGUCAGUUGUUUGACCGCCAUAUCAACUGUCAUAUUCGGUAGCACGCGUGAUUCGACUCAAAUUUCUUGAAUUAAUUUAUAAACGUAGUGUUCGAUUAGGAGCUGGUGACAACGUAAUUAACGGAGACUUUCAUUAAAAUUGCGUCUCGACCACGAUUUACGAAGAGUUUUAGCAGUAGUGAAAGAGAAAAAAUUCCGGACGUCGUUCCCGCGAUAUAAACAAAUAACUUUUCUCUUAAUGUUUUUAGUGGUGAAUUAUUCAAUAAAGGUGCGAUAUUAAUUUUCGGUGGGAAAAGAGAUUUCCGGCGAGCGCGGUUACGUAAAUUCCAAAUCUUUCGCGUUGACAUUUAAACUGUCAAUGAUGAAGAUUAAACCUCAUCGUGAUCGAUUCCAAUCAACAAGUAGUACGGAUGAAAAUGAAUCCGGUUCGGAACAAGAAGAUCACGAACAAACCCUCCAAUUAGCAAACAUUGCAGCUCAUGGUGUAGGUCCUGUCCGAAAACGGCGGGGAAACCUCCCUAAACAUUCUGUAAAAAUUCUCAAACGUUGGCUUUAUGAACAUCGUUACAAUGCAUAUCCAAGCGAUGCAGAAAAAAUCACUCUCUCUCAAGAAGCAAACUUAACUGUUUUGCAAGUAUGCAAUUGGUUCAUAAAUGCUCGGCGGAGAAUAUUACCUGAGAUGAUUAGACGCGAAGGUCAUGAUCCUUUACACUACACGAUUUCGCGUCGAGGUAAAAAAUUGGCUGGUGGUGGUCCAUUGGGGCCCGAUCAAGCUCAUGCUAGUUGGGAUGGUGAAAAUCCCGUUGGGGGGAAAAGGAUUCGAUUGGAACAUGAUUAUGAGGAUGGGAUGACGUUGUUGUAUCGUUCGGAAGGUGAUAGUCCAAAUGAAUAUGAAAGUUCAAGUCCGAGUGAAGAGGAGAAAUUUGCGCCGUGGCAAACAGUUAUUCGAUAUGGAUUAUCAAAAGAACCGCAUCCAGCGAAUAGAGGGAUUACUUUUCACAGGGCACCUCAAGAAGAGAAAAUCGUUUCAACAGCUGAAUAUUGGAGUGCCCCACAUCCUCAAUUGGCACAUUUACCUCAAUUGCCUCAUCCACUAACGAAUCCGAAGGUUCAAGUUGUUCCUGCGCAUCCAGUAAGUCCUUUAUUGCCAUCUUCGCCACCACCAACGCCGCCGGAAGGUGAAGAUAAGGAUAAAUUUAAGUGUCUUUAUCUGCUGGUUGAAACCGCGGUUGCUGUGAGGCAAAGAGAAAAGGAACAGGAGGAUGUUCAGGUAUAGCGAGGGCGGAUCAAGUAAAGAACAUUGCAGGUUUAAAUUUAAAAGAGAUUUAAAAAAGUUUAGAAAUAAAAAUUGUGCCUUCAACAGGAUAUUGCUCAAGGACAAGAUAUUUGCUUUCGUAGGUUGUCACUUUUAUUUUAAUCCCUUAAAUUUAAAUUUCUUGUUUUGAUAUGAUUUUGAAUUUAGGGAUGUUAUUCAUGUGUUUAGUAGUUAAUUCGUACAAGGUUUCAUUAAUUCUCGAAUGUGUUUGGUUAAGUGAAUAAAUUUUUCUUUAUGAGAAAUAAAUAAUCACGUGUAUUUUU